UAAUAAAACACAUAUACAGAUUAGAGAGAAAUAAAAAACGCCCAUGCUCAAAAACGGAGAUAGAGAAAUUCGCUAAAAAAUUCCUUGUUCAUCGCUGAAACCUUGGAUCAAGGUAUGUAUUUGAACACAAAUCCGUUCACUCAACACUCAUAGCUGAUGUGAAUUUGUUCAUAGCCCUAAAAAUCACUGUGUUCAGAGUCCUAAUUGUCGUUCUUCACAUCAUUCAGAGCCCUAAAAUCGCUGGAACAGAAAUUGGAGGAUUCGAGGCUAUGAGAAAUGAAGAUUCAUCUGGGACUGGUUAAGAGGAGCUGAAGGUGCAAUAGUGAGAAGGAUUUCGGUUGUGGCAAGGGUUGAGAAGAAACGAAGAAUGAUCUUACUAAUACAAGGAUUAACAAUUGCUUUUUCCUACAGGAGUUUCUCUUAAACUCGUUUUCGUUGCUCUAACUAACAGUAAAUGAGACUUAAUAUGUAGUAAAUAAUCCUAUUUGCAUGAUGCAUAGUUAUAUGGUUGCUGUAAUCUAGUCUGUGUAUGGUUGUUAAAUGUUAAAAAUAUUUAAUUUUAUAUGUUCCUCUUCCCUUAUUGCAGUUUACAUGUUUACAAAUAGCCAAAGGCAAGAAGAGCGCACCGGAAAAUAUGGGACUCCAAGGGUGAAGUACCUUCAGGAAUUGGUGAAUCAGUUUCAGAAUGCUUCUGCUGAAGAGACAAAAGAGAAGAUCGUUGCUAAUUUGGCGAACUUUGCAUAUGAUCCUUUCAACUUUACCUUUUUGCGCCAGCUUAAUGUUAUAGAACUUUUUCUCGACUGUUUAACUGAGCCUAGUGAGAAGCUUGUGGAAUUUGGGAUUGGAGGAAUCUGCAAUGCUUGUUCCGAUCCAGCUAAUGCUGCUCUUGUCACUCAAAAUGAUGGUAUCCCUCUCGUCAUCCAGUGUUUGUCAAGUCCUGUUAGGAACACGGUGAAUUACGCUCUAGGAGCAUUGUAUUAUCUAUGCAAUGCAUCAAACAAGGAAGAGAUCUUAAAGCCAGAAGUAAUUGAUGCAAUCAAGAGUUAUGCAGCUGCAGGUGGAGUUAGUACAAGCUUCAGUAAUUUAGCUCAGGCUUUCUUAGAUCAACAUGUUCCUCAGCUUAAUUAAAAUGCAGGAAAUAAAAGAUUAUGUUGUAAAAUUAUAUUUGAGCGGAUGAUCUAUCGCAAAUAAUUUAUUACUUCCAAUUCAUUAUAUUUUCAAAAA
This is a messenger RNA of Solanum lycopersicum (tomato), 1224 nucleotides long. RefSeq lists its product as uncharacterized. Gene Ontology annotation, molecular function: protein binding. NCBI's taxonomy places the organism in Eukaryota, Viridiplantae, Streptophyta, Magnoliopsida, Solanales, Solanaceae. The record is from RefSeq and is a predicted model, not a curated record.